AACGAUUAAUUUUAAACUUUUCAAAUAUGAAAAAAUCUUCAAAUUGGGAAGUUUUCAAGUUAUUAAUGUGGAAGAAUUACUUGCUUCAAAUCAGGAAGCCAUGGAGUACUUUGUUUGAAUUCAUUAUGCCAUUUUUUUGCUGUCUUUUACUUAUUUAUCUUCGAUCACAAAUUCAAUCUAAAGUUUACAGCAAUAGUAUUAAAUUUUCACCGCUUUCGCCAGACAAUUAUUCUUUAUUUAUAAACUUUAUCAACCAUAGUGAAAACAGCAACUUUAACAUUUUCAGCAAUGAUUCAAUUAACAAAUUAAAAAAUCAUUUUAAAAUUGUUCCAGAAGUAUUAUACUCGCCACAAAAUGAAAUUAUUGAUGAAAUUUUAUCGCAAGUUGAAGAUGAAAUUUUAUUACUUGGGGCAAAAAUUACAGCAGUAAAUAAUUCCAAUGAAUUAGAAUUAAAAAUGAUGGCAGCUAAUUGUUUGGUUGGAAUUGAGUUUCCUGAUGAAUAUAUGAACCUUAAAUCAGUGCCAUCAGUAUUGAAUUAUAACAUCAGAUUACCUGGCGAACAUCGAAGUGCAAAAACUUUAGAUAUAAUUAAUGAUAAUUGGCAAACAAAACAUCGCUUUACUUUAUUUCCUCUAACAAGUCAUCGAACAAACAAGAGUGAUGAUGGAUCUCCAGUGAGAUAUUAUGACGAAGGAUUUUUACUAGUACAAAGUUUGAUUUUUGAAGGUUUUAUGAAAAGUAUUAAUAAAAGCUCAAUUGGAAAUACUCCCAGGAUUUAUAUACAGAAAUUUCCCUAUCCAAAAGGAAUCGAGGAAAAAUUUAUUCCAAGUUUAAAACUGAUCUUGCCAAUGCUUAUAACUUUUUGUUUCAUCUAUCCUAGUAUUAACAUUGUUAAAUACAUUGUCGUCGAGAAGGAGACUAAAUUGAAAAAAAUUAUGAGGAUUAUGGGAGUCAGUUCGAAUCUCCAUUGCUUCACGUGGUUCGUCAAAAGUUUCAUCUACUACUUUUUAAUCACACUUUUAGUUCUUACCCUUUUGACAGUCAAUUGGAAUGGAAAUGGAACAAGUGUUCUUGCUAAAUCAUCAAUUUCAGUUCUUUAUGUUUUCGUUAUGAUAUAUUGCAUAGUUGCAAUUUUUUUUGCAUUUAUGAUUUCGUCUUUGUUUCAAAAAUCCAGCAUUGCAACAGCUGUGGCUGCAUUUUUGUGGAUUUUACAAAUUACACCAUAUGUAGCAAACAGUGAAGAUAAUGCGUAUGAAGAAGUAUCAAAAGUUAAGAAAGUUAUUAUGUCGUUAUUGCAAAACUACGCAAUGUCAAUUGGGAUGAGAAUUAUUGCUACUAAGGAGAUGCAUGAAGGUGUCCAAUGGAAUAAUUUGUUUCAAAAGUUUAAUGACAAUAUUAGUUUUGGUGAAAUUAUGAUUAUGAUGAUUGCUUGUGGAGUAUGGAAGAUUUUUGUGAUUAUUGGAAUUAAAUACAUUAGAAAUUUGAUAAAAUUAAAAAAAUCUAAGGAAACGGAAUGUGCUGCUGAAAUAGAUGCAAACAAAUCAGAAGCAAAUAAAAUGUUCUUAAAGAUUCAAAAUUUAACAAAAUUCUACCCAAACUCAUCAAAACCAGCUGUCAAAAAUUUAAAUUUGUCCUUACAUCAAGAUCAAAUUACCAUUCUGUUGGGCAUCAAUGGAGCUGGAAAAUCAACAACAAUGGCAAUGCUCUGCGGUGAAAUCAAACCAACAUCUGGAACUGUUUUUAUUGAAGGAAAUAAUUCAUUAAAAUCUGGCAAAAUACGUCACAAAUCGACAGGUAUUUCAUUUCAAGAGAAUGUCCUUUUUAACAAUCUAACCGUCUAUGAACAUUUAUUGCUGUUUGGAAGAUUAAAAGAAAAUUCAAAAACUGAAGCUGAAAAAGAGGCACAAAAAUUUAUGACAAUUUUAAAUCUUCAUGCUAAUGAUUUUGCAUGUAACCUUAGUGGUGGGAUGAAAAGAAAGCUUUGUUUAGCAAUCGCAUUAUGUGCUGACUCAAAGUUUGUAAUUCUAGAUGAAAUCACUAGUGGAGUUGAUCCAACAUCGCGUCGUGAACUUUGGAAUUUUCUGCAAAGUGUGAAGAAAAACCGAUCAAUUUUUAUGUCAACUCAUUACAUGCUAGAAGCUGAAGUUGUUGCUGACAAGAUUGCAAUUUUAUGCGAAGGAGAGUUAAAAGCUUAUGGAACUCCAUUUGAACUUAAACAAAAGUUUGCAAAAACUUGUAAAUUGACAUGUGUUAAGCAAGUUUCAUGUGAUUCUCAAAUUGUAACCGAUUUUGUACAACAAUCGAUACCAAAUGUAAAAGUUGCAUGUGAAAAUGGAAUGGAAAUUUGUUAUAAAUUUGAAUGUGAUGAGGUCUCAAAAAUUCACAAUGUGCUUGAAAACUUGGAAGAUAACAUUAAAAACCUGCAUUUAGAAAGUUUUGGUAUUUCAUCGUCAUCGAUGGACGAUGUUCUUGAAAAAGUGGAUGAUAUUCUGGAUGAUCAGCAGUUAAAUCAUUGCAAAUUGAUACAAAACCAAAAUAACAACCGUAAAGUUAAUGAGCUUGCGCAAUCUUACAAAAUGUGUCAAACUUCAAACGAUUCAAAAUGUUUAUUUUUUAAACAUUUAAAGGCUUUAAUGAUUAAGAGAAUAAUCGUGACCAGAAAAAAUUUCAAACUUUAUUUUCUGCAAAUUUUUCUGCCUGUCCUUUUUGUAUUUUUUGAUAUUUAUUUUGGCUAUGAUGCAUCGAUAAUCGUCAAAACACAACCACAAUUAGAAUUGUCAAUUCAAACUUAUACAGAUUCCAGAACAUUUAUCAAAUUAGGAGACAAUGUAGAAAAAAACACCUCAUUGCACGACAUUUAUGAAUCCUACAAAUUGAUGAUAAAUAAUUUUAAGGAUAAAAAUAUAGAACUGGAAGAAAUUGAUGGAUUAAUGGAAAAUACUUUUUUAAGAAAAUCAAAGACAAAUUUGGACUUGAAUUAUCGAAAUUUAUUUGGAGUCUCAAUACAUAAAGAGAAUGUAACUGCAUGGUAUAAUAAUCAACCUUACCAUACGUUACCAAUUACACUUAAUCUUAUUCAUAAUGCAAUAUUGAAAGCUUCAUUUGGGAAUAAGUUUGGAUUAAAUGUUGGAAAUAAACCGUUGCCAUAUCGAAAUGAAACCAGGGCUGCCAAUCUUGCAUUCGUUCAUUCAAGAGUAAAUCUUCAACUUUAUCUCAUCAUUAGCUUUGCAUUGUCGGUUUCGUAUGCAAUUUUUGUAAUUGCGGUUGUGAAGGAAAGAAUAGGAAAGUCAAAAAAUAUGCAAAUCACAGUUGGAAUUCAUCCAGUAACAUAUUGGCUUUCAAUUUUCAUUUGGGAUGUUCUAGUUGUAUUGAUUAUUGCAAUAACAACAUCACUAGCAGUAGCUGGAACUUUUUCAAAUUAUGAAACCAUUGACUCGUUAAACAUAAGACUUGAAAAUUUUCUCAAAAUAUUUUUAAUGUUAAUAAUUUGUGGAAUUUCUGUUCUUCCAAUUACUUAUGCCAGCAACUUUUUAUUUGCUUCGCCGUCAUCAGGAUUUAUAAAAUUAGUUCUUAUUUAUAUCAUUCUUGGAUCGACAGUUUUUACUAUAAAAAAUGUUUUUAAAGAGUCAUUGAAAAACUUGCCAGCAAUUGAAUUUUUAUUAGGAAAGACAUUUCUGCCAGUUCCACAUUACAAUUUCUGUGAUGUUAUGAAAAAGUUUGUAGAAAUAGAUAAUGCAAAAGAAUUUUGCAAUGUUCAAUGUAAAUAUUUCGAUAUUUGUGAUGAAGAUGAACAAUGUAAAAUUGCAAAUCAAUGUUGUGAUACAAACUAUUUUACAUGGACCUCUAAAGGCGUUUUGUGGAGCAUUACAAGAUAUAUUGUUGUUAUAUUAAUCGGUUUCUAUACUUUAUUUUUGGUUGAAUCUAAAGCAACUCUGUCAAUUUUCAGAAAAUUUAAAAAAUUUGUUUCAAGAAUCCCAAUUAAAUUCCUGAACCGAUCAAACACUAGAAAAUGUUCCAUAGAAUUAAAUUCGAAUACAUUCAACAUUGAUCCUGAUGUAGAAAUUGAAAAGAGAAUGGUUCAAAAUUUUUCUGAGGAUGAUUUUAAAAAUUACAAUUUAGUAUUAAAAAAUUUAUCAAAAAAUUUUCAUUCAAAACAAGCUGUAAAGCAAAUUUGUGUCGCUGUUAAACCUGGUGAAUGUUUUGGGCUGCUAGGUGCCAAUGGUGCUGGAAAAACAACAACUUUCUCUAUGCUUACUGGAGACGUCUCAGUAUCAAGUGGUGACAUUUUCAUCCAAGGUUUGAAUCUUAAAACAAAUUUAAAACGAAUCCACAAAAUUAUUGGCUAUUGUGGACAAUUUGAUGCUCACAUUGACGAAUUGACAGGACGAGAAACUUUAACUUUUUAUGCUGAAUGUCGUGGAAUAAAUAAAAGGGAUAUCCAGAAUUGUAUAAUGCAAUUAGCGACAGAUUUUGAUUUUGUCAGCCAUUUGGAUAAACAAGUAAGAUUCUUCAGUGGCGGAAAUAAGAGAAAAUUAAGCACAGCAAUCGCAUUAAUUGGUGACCCGCAAAUAAUUUUUCUUGAUGAACCAACAUCUUUUAUGGAUCCACUCGUAAAGAAAAAAUUUUGGAAUCAAAUUGCAAAACUUCGUGAUAGCGGCAAGGCAAUAAUUUUAUCAUCGCAUAGCAUGGACGAAGUUGAAGUUUUGUGUACAAGAAUCGGAAUUAUGAUGAAUGGAGACUUAAAAUGUCUUGGAUCGCCACAAUAUUUAAAAAAUAAAUUUGGUAAAACAAUUGUCGUGACUUUAAAGUUAAAAAAGAUUGAAGUAAAUGUGGCAGCAAAGUGUGAAGUAAAGAGAUUUAUAGAUCAAGAGCUUCCUGGUGCAAUAUUAAAGGAAGAGUUUCACGACAUGUUAAUUUACCAUCUUACCUCAAAGUCGUUCAAAUGGUCAAAAAUUUUCAAAACAAUUGAAAUAGGAAAGGAAAAACUAAAAGUAAUCGAUGAUUUUGAUGUGAAUCAGAGCAACAUGAUUCAAGUGUUUUUACAAGUCACAUCAGAAAGCCAAUCAUUUUAAUAAAAAUAAAUAUUUGAUUUUGAAUUUUAAAUUUACCAAAAAUUUAAAAUUUUCUUAAAGGUCCUUAUUUCUCUUGAUUACACGACUGCAUUUAACAAUGAUUCAUUAUUUUUUGUGUGAGAAAAUAAACGUAAUAGCCAGAUAACAGUAUAUCGUUGCGCUUAUCUAUCGACACAAUAAACAAUUUUGCAAAUGUUAGUCUUCUUUCAGUCGUCGUAAUCAAAAGUCGAAAAAUGAAAUCUAUUUUUUAUUUAUUAAGUUAAUGUAAGUGCUUAUGCUCUAUUUAAAAAAUUUUAUAAUGUGAGCUUAAAUAAUAAUUAACAGUUUAGUUUAAUUAAAAAUAAGAAAACAAGUUAAGAUAAACAUAGUUGAAUACUUUUAAAAAUAAUGUUAA
Chironomus riparius is the source of this 5466-nucleotide messenger RNA. The record is from the annotation of a GenBank genome assembly. NCBI's taxonomy places the organism in Eukaryota, Metazoa, Arthropoda, Insecta, Diptera, Chironomidae.